UUGAAGUAACACUCAAAUGGCAGAUCAAUUAACAGAAGAACAAAUUUCAGAAUUCAAGGAGGCUUUCUCCUUGUUCGAUAAAGACGGCGAUGGUACUAUCACCACAAAAGAACUUGGUACUGUUAUGAGAUCCCUCGGUCAAAACCCUACAGAGGCUGAGUUGCAGGAUAUGAUCAAUGAAGUCGACGCAGACGGUAACGGCACUAUCGACUUCCCAGAAUUCCUCACAAUGAUGGCUAGAAAGAUGAAAGACACUGAUAGUGAAGAAGAAAUCAAGGAAGCUUUCAAAGUCUUCGAUAAAGAUGGAAACGGUUUCAUUAGCGCAGCUGAAUUGAGACACGUCAUGACAAACCUCGGUGAGAAGCUCAGCGAAUCUGAAGUUGAUGAAAUGAUUAGAGAAGCUGACGUUGAUGGUGACGGUCAAAUCAACUACACAGAAUUCGUUAACAUGAUGAUGGGAAAGUGAGCAAUUAGUUAGUUUAUACCACCAAUUAUUGUCUUUGUUUAUCGUUUAUGGAAAUUCGAUUAGAUUGUUUACAAAUUCUCAAUUUACUUUGUUUGCUUCACUGAUGAAUCUUAAAUUGCG
Messenger RNA from Wallemia mellicola CBS 633.66, 586 nucleotides. RefSeq names its product EF-hand. The transcript has 5 exons. The record is from RefSeq and is a predicted model, not a curated record. Bases 17 to 466 code for a protein of 149 amino acids. Gene Ontology annotation, cellular component: central plaque of spindle pole body. Gene Ontology annotation, biological process: spindle pole body organization. NCBI's taxonomy places the organism in Eukaryota, Fungi, Basidiomycota, Wallemiomycetes, Wallemiales, Wallemiaceae. Gene Ontology annotation, molecular function: enzyme regulator activity; calcium ion binding.